UUCCGUUCCCCGCCGUCCGAACAGUGGACCUCCUCCGGACCUCUACCAGGAUUUAUUUAAUUCUCGUGAAACUUCACUAAGAGUCGAAGUGCUUCUCUGAUGGUGUCCCCGGGAGACUCCUCGGCCUUUUCUCGACUUUUAGGAAACUAUCGGCGACUUGUUUGGGGUCCUAGAAAGCAUGGAAACGUGGUUUUUGAAUCACGUCCUCAGUCUGUCUCUGUCGGUCCUCCUGGUGGGUCUACCGGGGCCCCUCUGGGCAGGGACCCUAAGUAACAACAUCACAGAUCCGGUAACGGCGGGAUUCUAUUUCACAACCGGCACGAACGAACUGAGUGACGUAGAAAACAAUGCAACUUCAACUUCAUCCUCCAGCGAGAAUUUAUCACCAUCACAGAGGAACAUCCUGCUCACACACGCUGCUGAGACGCACACUGCAGCUGCUGGAAACUUCGACACUGAGCAGACUCAGACAGAAACAAGCAGCCUUUCACUGGAGUCCACCAGCCUGUCCACUGAGCCUCUCACCUCCACCCUGGUUGUAGUCACCACUGAGGCCAGCAGCAGCAGCAGCAGCAGCAGCAGCAGCGGGGCCUGGAAGGGCUUCACUAACACAGACCAGGUGUCAGACUCCUCCCCUGCUGUGUCAUGGAAGGAGGCUCAUUUCUGGACGUCCACAGAGGAGGACAGAUUGCCACAGGACAGCCCAGAUACCACUCUCCGACUCGGAGAUAUAUCAACCGUCCACACAGACAGCACCUACACUUCUACCACCAUCAGCAGAGCUGGGGAGAGGACCCUGCUGUCUGUCACCUCCUCUUCUAACAACAGCACCUCCUCUUUCUUUACGGAUGACUCCAACUCCUAUCAGUCUGUGUCCACCUGGGGAAAUGCAGCUAAGACUGAAGACUACACCCACAGUGAGCCAUCCACAAGGACUGAGAGCAGAGACACAACAGACCAGCACUUGACCCAGACCUCCAGGGGAAGUUUCUCAGAGAGUGGGAGCCCAGGGGAGCCCAGAGGAAUCCAGCAUUUUCACAGACAACAUAACAGCACCCAGUAUCAACACAACUCCACAUCAGAGGUCACCUCUGACUCAACACCACCCCUCAGAGUGACAGAGCUCAGCACUGACCAAUCAGAAGUAUCAGUUUCCUCCACUCCACCUCUCACGCCACCUAAUGAAGGUCUUGCUAACAUCUCAGGGACAGAUCAGGAGGUGGACUCUCAUGUUAGAACCUUCACUGAGUCCUCCACAAGAGCCCAUGGCUUCAGCACUCAGAACCAGGGGAGCACUGAUGGGUUUUUAUCACAGACAGGAGAACACAAUGUGAGCUGGAGUCUGACCACAGCACCCCCUCCAGUCAGCAGCAGUACAUCUGAAGUGGACCACUCUCUGACAGAAACUCCAGUGCUGGUUACUGAGGCCUUUCUCACCACAACACCUGUAACGGUAACAGAAAGAUCACAGACAACAGAGGAGGACACUUUUAAAGCCACUGCCUUCACCUCUACAACCUCUACACCCACCCCUCCUCCGCCUCCAUCCUCCUUCAGCUUUAUAAGCACCACCAGCAGCUCCACCCAAGAGUCACCCUCUGAGUCUACCAUCCCUUACACUACACUCCCUACCACAGCCUCCACCCUGCAGACCUCUGCAGCUCACCCAACUCAAAGCUUGUCACCCAGCCACACGCAGGGGCCUUCUACUGGGGAAACUCAGCCUACAAAUGUCACCAGACUUCAAACGGAAACCAGCACAGGCAGUUUGGAAGUCACCACAGCAACCACCCAGACCAUGACCACCACCUACACCCAAAGCACACCGACCAGGAGUACACAGACCCUGCUGACAACAGGGAAACAGACAGGCAGUGGGGCUACAGAGCUACCGGUGACUACUUCUACACCAACUGGCUUCAGCACCACGAAGGCAUCACUGCUUCCAAGAAACCCUUGUGUUUCAAACCCAUGCAUGAAUGGAGGGAUGUGUGUGAACUUAGAAGGCUAUUCAUCCACCUGCCGCUGUCAGCAGGCAUGGACAGGACCCACCUGCAACCAGGAUAUGGAUGAGUGUGAAAGGGAUCCCUGUCCUGUUGGGUCAAGAUGUGUGAACACACGAGGUUCCUUCACCUGUGAAUGUCCGCUAGGCUUUGACCUGGAGGAUGGUCGCACCUGCACCAGAGCAAAGACAUUCCUGGGAACCUUCAGUGUAAACAGACAGCCACAUGACCCUGUUGUCUUUAAGAGCGCCACCCUGCAUGAGAUCCAAAGAGAGAUCAUCCAGCUGCUCAAUGCGUCAUUGUCAGUUAUCCGAGGUUACAGCCGCUCCACGCUAAGCAGAAAAGAAGACGAAGGGGUUCGUAUCACAGCUGUCAACAUGUUUUCCAUUUCCACCGAAGUGACGAGUGCAGAGGUCUACAACAGCAUCCAGAUGUUUCUCAGUAACUGCAGCUCCUCAUUGGCUCACUGCCGGAUGGUGCUGCACCACCAGCUCACUUACCAUGCGGAAAGUCUAUGCGUGGCCCAAAAGGCUCAGUGUGAUACGGAGCGCUCCGCCUGCACGGACAACAGCGGCACCGCCUACUGCCAGUGUCUGCCAGGGUACUACAAACACAAUCCUGAAGACCUGUCCUGCUUAGAAUGUGGAGAUGGCUACAAGCUGGAAAAUGGCACCUGUGUACCAUGCAUGUUUGGAUUUGGAGGAUUCAACUGUGGAAAUUUUUACAAGCUGAUUGCAGUCGUGGUGUCACCUGCAGGGGGCGCUCUUCUACUUAUCCUCCUCAUUGCUCUGAUUGUCACCUGCUGCAAGAGAGACAAGAAUGACAUCAACAAGAUCAUCUUCAAGAGUGGAGACAUGCAGAUGUCCCCAUAUGCAGACUUCCCUAAAAGUAACCGCAUAUCGAUGGAGUGGGGGAGGGAGACCAUUGAGAUGCAGGAGAACGGCAGCACCAAGAACCUUCUGCAGAUGACUGAUAUCUACUACUCUCCUGCACUGCGAAACUCAGACCUGGAGAGAAACGGUCUCUACCCGUUUACAGGCCUCCCAGGCUCUCGCCACUCAUGCAUAUACCCCGCCCAGUGGAACCCCUCCUUCAUCAGUGAUGAUUCACGGAGAAGAGACUACUUUUAACUGCCCCUCCUUCAUCACAAACACACACAAAUAGAAACCCAUCAGUUUUUCUGGCAAUUUUGAUGUGUAAUGAUGGUUUUCUGUCACCGUGAAAAUGCUAAUAUAUUAGCCCCACUGUUUUUCAGAGCACAUUUGACCAUCUGCACUAAAGAUGCUAAUGUAUGAGCCUGCAUAUAGAUGAAAGUGCAUAUUUUUGCAAGUGAAAUGUUUCCUUGGAGUGCUCCUGUUUGGCCAUUUCAGUGUUUUUGCAUGUUUUAGCUCAUUUCCUCUAACACACACAAUACAAGCUGCUGUGGUGUUAAAGACUGAUUAAUGUGUUUGUUAUUGUCUGCCUCACAGGCAGUCACUGAUUCUCAUUUACUUCAGUGAUGAAAAACAAUAUGCAGAUGCUUUAAAUGAGCCUGAGGUUGUUGAUCUAUGACAGUAAACAUCAUAUCUGCCUUUCCUGUGGUCAUGCUGUUGACAACACAGUCUGGAAAAAUACAUUGCACAAUAAAAAUAAAAGCAGAUAUGGUGCAUACUGGACCUAUAUAAAUCAAUGUAAGUAACUGGAUCGCUUAGAUGUGGGGAAAAUGCAUUCAUAUCCAGAAACUAGCAGUUAUGUCAUGUGUAUGUAGGGUAUACAUAAGGGAUAAUAGUCAUUAUAAAACAAAAAGAAAAACAUGCAAAAACACUGACAUUGACCUCUGAACUAAAAAUAUGUGUUUGUGUGCCACUGCUGUGAUUUAUAAAAUAUUAAGGGCACAAAGCUUAAACAGACCACUUACAGCUCAAAGAACUGUUUAUUUUACCAAUAGAAGCUGAGGAAGGGCUUUGAAUCCCAAUGCCAACCUUUAUUUAUUCCCUGUAUGUCCUAAUGGUUGACAUGUAGCAUAACAGACAUCUCAUAAAUGCACACUGACAGACUGUAGAGGGAUGAACCUGUGUCUUCAAGUGAAUGUGUGUGAGUAUUUGUGUGAAUAUUUGUGUGUUGAGUGAUGCUCUGUAUACAAGAAAAAUCAUACUGUUAAUGAAUGUAAAGAUGUAUCAUAAUUAGUUGGCUAUUUCUUACAUGGAGUAUUAUUUUUGUGUGACUUUAUUCCUUUCAUUCUGGCGUUUUAGUCAGAAGUGCUUAUUUAAAUAAAAGGUUUGCACAGAA
Molecule: messenger RNA, 4271 nt
Organism: Cheilinus undulatus (humphead wrasse)
Lineage: Eukaryota; Metazoa; Chordata; Actinopteri; Labriformes; Labridae
Gene: heg1
Product: heart development protein with EGF-like domains 1
Exons: 14
Coding region: 179-3133 (984 amino acids)
Biological process (GO): heart development
Molecular function (GO): calcium ion binding
Source: RefSeq, a predicted model, not a curated record